AUGACAAUAUGCGGAAGUAAAAACUUGAACACGUACAUUGUAGAGCAAAAUUAUUCUAAAAAUAACAGAACGUUUUGUGAAACAGACAAUACUGGUAUAGCGGGAGAAAUUCCAAACAAACUAUUCACGUGUUUAGAAAAGCUCAAAGUAUUAUAUCUAAGCAAAAAUAAAAUAACCCAUGUUCCUAACUUCUGCAAUUCAUUCGGAAAAAGCAGUGUUCCAAAUUUAGAAGAACUGCAUCUGCAAUUCACGUCUAUCUCAAAAUUACAAAAUAAAUCAUUGAUAUGUCUGUCAUCCCUUAGAGUCUUAGACUUGGGAAAUAAUCUUUUGAGGGAUAUUCCCGUGUUUUGUGGAAAUAAACUUAGUGGUUGGAAUGUUUCUGUUUUCAAAAACCUCUCAAAUCUCGUUAGCUUGAGACUAGAUAAUAAUAGGAUUUCUACUUUAAACAAAACAUCUAUACCGCCAGACAUCCUGAAUAAUCUCCAGACCCUUACUCUUGCCUACAACCCCUUUGAUUGUGGAUGUGAUUUGAUUUGGUUUAAGAACUGGUGCCAAGAAACAAAUGUGACACUUUUGAAUUUUCCGGACAGGUAUGCUUGUACGACGCCUCCCAAGAUGCUUCGGAAGCCGAUACUGACUCUAAGUCUUACCCCAGAAGACUGCAAAGAGAAAAACCCAUGGAUUGUUAUCGUUAUAUCAACUUCAGCAUCGGCGAUUUUUCUUAUUAUUGUUUCCAUUAUGAUUUCCGUGAAUUUGCCAACUAUCAAAAAUGUUAUAUACUAUUACCGUUUAAAAAGUAGGGGAUAUGUUAGACUUCUAAAUGAGCAAGAAUUCAAAUAUGAUGCAUAUGUUGUAUAUUGUGAAGCAGAUGAGAAAUGGGUUUUGCGAAAGCUUGUUCCACAGUUGGAAGCCAGAGAAAUAAGAUUGUGCAUUCCUGAUCGAGAAUUCGUAGUUGGUGCAGAGAGAUGCAGCGAAAUAGAAGAUGCUUUCAAGGAGAGUAAGAAAAUAUUAGUGGUGUUAUCAAAUGAAUUUGUGAAGAAUGAAUGGUGCCUUUGGCAAAACAAUCUUGUGGAAGAAAGAAUAAGACAGCGUGGAGAAUCUACUGUCGUGUUUUUGUUAUUUAAAACCAUCAAUAGCAAAAACAUGAUUUCGUCUGUGCACAGAACUCUUAAAAAAAGAUCAGUUAUAACUUGGAAUGAAGGUAGCGCCUUGGAAUCAAUGUUUUGGAAGGUGGUUUUACUAGCAUUAGAAGCACCAUUUGGCGAACCACCCUUGUCUGUACUCGAGGAAUAG
Saccostrea echinata is the source of this 1293-nucleotide messenger RNA. Its product is annotated as toll-like receptor 7. Gene Ontology annotation, cellular component: membrane. The transcript has 3 exons. Gene Ontology annotation, biological process: immune response; toll-like receptor signaling pathway. Gene Ontology annotation, molecular function: transmembrane signaling receptor activity; protein binding. NCBI's taxonomy places the organism in Eukaryota, Metazoa, Mollusca, Bivalvia, Ostreida, Ostreidae. The record is from RefSeq and is a predicted model, not a curated record. The coding region runs from base 1 to 1293 and encodes 430 amino acids.